AACUCUUCCCACCCCUGGCCUCAUCUCUUUUGGAACUUGUUUGUUUCUUUUCUGACUGCCCUGCCUACUGUAUGUAAUUGUGUACAAUUGGCAGUCCUGCCUGGUUGGCAUUUGCGAGACUGGUAUAGAAAAUGAUGGUAAUCUUUUUGUCCUAAUUGACAGAACGAUGGAGCAGUGUUUCCACAUGUGUGACCGAAUUGUUAUCUACUUCUUCAUUGCAUCAUCUUAUGCACCAUGCCUUGGUGCCCCAGACCAUUGAAGGUGAAAUUUAGACGGUGCCAGUUCCAGAGGGCUUUCCUAAUGCUGCAUGCAUAUAAAGAAAGUAAAGGGCUUGGCUGUGAUGAUCUCCACAGCUGACACAACUUAUGAUCACAAAGAUCAAUCGUUAAGGUUAAAUCUCCGUGAGCUUGGGCCCUUGGCAUCUCACAUGCGCUGGUUCAUUUGGAUCAUGGCCGCUGCUGGAACCAUCUACGUCUUUUUAUACCAUGAACAGUAUAAGAUUAUUGAGCUGCUAUUUUACUUGACAAUGGGAUUUUCACCAGCUGUGGUGGUUGCAUCUAUGCCAAACACCGAUGGAAUCCAGGAGCUGGUAUGGGGUGGCAUGCUGUACUGCCUGGGAGUGGUAUUCUUCAAAAGUGAUGGGAUAAUUCCUUUUGCCCAUGCAAUCUGGCACAUCUUUGUGGCUCUGGCUGCAGCAGUACAUUAUUAUGCGAUCUGGAAAUAUUUGUAUCGGAGUUCUGCAAUACCUACGUGGAAGGACUUCUAACAUUCAGACCAGCACUGUCGGUUGCUGUUAGUUUGUGUUAAUCAGUUUAUUUGAACAAUAUAUUAACACACAGGAACAGAUUGCAGAAGAUGGAUGAGAGGUACCGAGAGCCACGUUCCAAUGACCCCCGCCCCCCAACUGUGAAUAAGCAGUGUCAGUCACAAGGGGAAGACGGAUGUGAAAUCCUAACAGAUCCUCAGGGUGCUGCUGCCCACUUUUUUUUUUAAAACUUUUUUUUUUCCUGAGGUCACAGGUUUUAACCUCCAAUUCUCUUUCUUCCUGCUGUCUUAACCAUCUGGGCUAUUCUGCAUAAUUUCAAGAGCUUCAUUUUGACUCGAUAGCAUUGAAGUGAUCUCCAGCAUUUGACUGUACUUUGGUUUUUGUGAUUGGAAGAUAUGUGAGGAUGAAAGGAUUCGGCUAAGGAAGAAAUCGGCACCUUUUGUAAAGUGACUUGAAGCCUUGUAGGCACCCUAUAGUUUGACAUGAACACCCACAGCAAUCUGAACUGAUACAUUCCAUUGGGUGGCAUUUUAUACCUCAGCUUUGAUUGCCAAAUUUUCAACUUACUCAGUGAUCCUGGGUGGUGCUCUGGUUGGACCGGUACUUUCCUUUCACAUUUACCAGUAAAGAAUUUAAUUAAGUUACUGUAUUUCUGUGUAGCAAUGCCUUGAGUGCUGUCACAGGAGGCUAAUGAACAGAACCUGUUGUACGUACUCUGUCAUCUUGCAUAGAGAGUGCAUGGCCAUAUCCCAACAGUAUUGUUAGUCUGGCUGUGAUUAUUUCAGCAAUGUACUGAUGGUGAGGAAUGCAACAAAAAAAGCAGCAUGUUUUCUUGGCCAUUGCUACAGCAGCCAGCAAACCCCAUCUCUUGUUGAUAAAUGUUUGGGCAUACUUUUCCAAAUCGUGGCUGAUCAGAUGGUCAGUUCCCUGAAUCUGAGAGAUUACCUCAUUUUACCUCAUUCUUGUAAACGAGCAGCUAUUGUUCCCUCUGUCAAAUUCUCCACAGUUGUCAGCUUUUUUGCAUUCUCUUAUGAUGUUAAAUUGGCCAUUCCAGCAUCUGUUGUAGCUCCUAUUACUCUGUGACUAUGACCACCAUCUUAAGACUGUGAAUUAAACUUAAUAAACGGUUUACAUUUUGUCAAGACUUUACCCUACAUGUACAAAUGCUUAUUUUGUAUGCAGCCAAUUCUUACAAAAUGGCCCUGCGAGUCUCUUCCCUCCACCUGCUUGCUCUAGAUGUACAAACACACAUAGAUGUAGGUUUUUAGCUAGGUCAUGGUUCACACCAUGAGGAAAGGGCAGAUGACUAAUUCAAAUCUUCCUAUGACAGCUACUGUAUAAAAGGAACGAAACACUACUCAUUUACUCUGGGAGUGUGAUGGAAACUUUAUUCAAUAUCCACACAGCCAUUGAUUGUUGUCCGUGCAGGGUAAACGGUUAACUUGGUGCUAGCAACCAGUGGCAGUGAACCUGAUUGUGUUUCUGUUACUAUACUCAACAGUUGAAUUAAAUACCUCAGUGGUAAUGUUUAGAUUUUAAAGGUGCUUUUAAGUCAAACAAAACAGAAAUCCAGGUGACAUUUUUGGUAAACUCUUCGUUAAGCUCAGAUCCUCUGCAACUUGUGGGUAUCAGUAUGUCAGGUUGGAAAUAGGGAAUGUUUGGAAGAUGAUGUGCCAGUUUACACUUGUUUCCAGAGCAGGUCAUAUACAGGUUGGGAGACAAUGGCUUGGUGUUUGUCACCAUGUGCUCCUCUUUGUUCCAGGAAAUCUUGCUUACAAAAUAAACAUUAGUAACAGUACCAACUGGGUAAAAGGUGAUUGAGCACAGCUACCAUGUUACUGCAAGGAGUAGAUCACCACAGCUUCUCCUGCUCUUGGUAACCGGUUUGUCUCUGUGUAAGAUACAUGCACAAUAACAGAUGGACCAGACUGGACAAUAUAUAGCUUUUACUCAGCAUUUGCUAUAUGUAUACAAAAGCUGUCCCUGAGAUAUGCACCAGUCGCAUGAGAGAAGAAUCUCCUCUCACUCAACUUGUGCUGCCCAUUUCUGUGUCAGCAGUUUGAAUCAUCAAGACCGGAACUUGUUCCUCUGGUGUUUCUAGGCUAAGGUUUACACUGCAACUGUUUGCGAUAUAGGGAAGUCGGUUUUAUUAUCAGAGAAAGGGAGGGUCACUAAUAAGUUAUGGUGCUUGUGAAAUGAAAUGAAUUGUGUUGCAUUAACAAGGUUUGCAUCUGUACAUAUUUAUCUUGUGAAUCUCUGUGGAUUGUGAUGGUUUGGGGGUUUAAAUUGAUGCAUGUCAAGUUUUGUAGCCAGGGUACCGACAGCUUUUAAUAUUUCUGAUCCAGAUGCUGUAUUCUCAAGUGUGAAACCUUUUAUUGUGUUUACAAGCAACAAUUGCUGCUCCUACUGUUUGUCCCUAGCAUGCAAACUGUCUGUGCUACCUAAAACCACCUUCACCCCUAUUCUAGGGAAUGGUUGCAAAUCAUUUUUACACUUGUGCAGGUACUGGACCUUUUGCACUUUUGAGCCUUUACACUUUGUCAAGAAUGUUGUUUUUUGUAACUAGCUUAAAUGUUGCUGAAUCUGGGGAGUCAGGAUUGGGCACAGCUCAUCAACACUAAUGUUGAUAAGAGAGAAGCCACCCACCCCCCUCCCCUUUCCUGGUCACUCCCAGUGGUGGAUUUCCAGACCAAUAUGCAACUUGCUUUUAAUUAGUUUCUGGUUGAUCUGUUUCCCUUUUUCUCCUAAUAGAUUGAGGCAUUACUUAACCCCAGCAGUUCGGGAAAAUAUGACAUGGAUAAUGGGUCUUGUCAGAGUUUAAACAUAUUUUUUGAUACAGUGCAGGUUAAGCAUACCUAGAAUGGGGCCAUGCCAGGAGCUCUGGGUAGUUGAGGCAGCUGAUUCAGACAAGUUUUCCCAUUGAAUGGUGCCUGAGGCUUUUCCACCUCAUUUCAGGCUGCUUUUCCUUCUUGAAUCCCCUGUCUUCCCACCGGCUGAGUGCCUGCUUCAUCUUGAACAAUUUUAAGAGGAGCUUGCAGUUCCAAGUCAGUUGUCUUCCAGAAAAUAGAACUCCAUCUUUACUUCUGGAGGAGCCUAUAACAGAGCUGCUGACCUGGGACAGCUGAUGUGUAGAGUUACAGUAGCUUGGAUCUUGACAAAGUCUGAGGAGUUGGAGGGACUAAUUUCUCUGUACCAGUCAAGCUCUCCAGCAGUCUCACGGUCUCCAGUGUUUCCUGGCAUAGGCUACACUGCCCCUGACUCUUGAGGUAGUGUGACCUGGGGAAUUCUGAGCCCAAAUUACCCACUGGAUCAACAAUUUAACAUGUCUCCUCAAUGGUUAAUAGGACACUCUGGUAGAGGGUGUGAAUCCUUGUUUCACUGCUGCUGAGCAUUUUAAAAUUUCUAUUGAGGCUCAAUCUCAUUUCAAAUAUUUGAUCCAUUGAAAUAGAUUCCAAGUACUGUUUGAAAAAUAAAUUCAAAUUUAGAGUCUGCAUUUGAUGUGACAGGAAAUAUAAUAUUGAGCUUUUUGCUGGGAGUGUGCUGUAUAUUUUCUGCGUGACUGUGUACUCUGUAUCUGAAUGAACCAGAUUGCAGCUAAAUAAAGGAUGCAUUUUGUUUA
This is a messenger RNA of Rhincodon typus (whale shark), 4385 nucleotides long. RefSeq names its product monocyte to macrophage differentiation factor-like. The transcript has 5 exons. Bases 308 to 766 code for a protein of 152 amino acids. Gene Ontology annotation, cellular component: membrane. The record is from RefSeq and is a predicted model, not a curated record. NCBI's taxonomy places the organism in Eukaryota, Metazoa, Chordata, Chondrichthyes, Orectolobiformes, Rhincodontidae.